Molecule: messenger RNA, 4209 nt
Organism: Micropterus dolomieu (smallmouth bass)
Lineage: Eukaryota; Metazoa; Chordata; Actinopteri; Centrarchiformes; Centrarchidae
Product: pleckstrin homology domain-containing family A member 5-like
Exons: 24
Coding region: 57-3899 (1280 amino acids)
Cellular component (GO): cytosol
Molecular function (GO): phosphatidylinositol-5-phosphate binding; phosphatidylinositol-4-phosphate binding; phosphatidylinositol-3,5-bisphosphate binding
Source: RefSeq, a predicted model, not a curated record
CGGCUCCUAAAGCUUCGUCAGAGCAGGGCAGUAGCAGUGACAAGAAGGAACGUCCCAUGAGCACCAUGAGUGAGGCGUCAAACUACACAGGUGGAUCCGACUACAGCACCUUUCCUGGCAGCCCGGCCACCACCGUUACUACAACGACCACCACUUCCACUUCAUCUACACGGCCCUCUAGGUCUUCCAAAAAAAUUCACAACUUUGGGAAGAGGUCCAACUCCAUCAAGAGGAAUCCCAAUGCCCCAGUGGUUAAAAGCAACUGGCUUUACAAACAGGACAGCACAGGCAUGAAGCUGUGGAAGAAGAGGUGGUUUGUUCUGUCCGACAUGUGCCUCUUCUACUACCGUGAUGAGAAAGAGGAUAGCAUCCUGGGAAGUAUCCUGCUUCCCAGCUUCCACAUCUCCAUGUUGUCGGUGGAUGACCACAUCAGCAGGAAAUACGCCUUCAAGGCCACUCACCCCAACAUGCGGACCUAUUAUUUCUGCACUGACACAGCCAAAGAGAUGGAGUCCUGGAUGAAAGUUAUGACGGAUGCUGCCCUCGUUCACACUGAACCUGUCAGAAGACUGGACAAGAUGAAAGUGGACCAACGGACACCUCAGGAGUUGAACAACUUACUGAACCACAGAGUCCUGACCCGGCCCGAGAUCCAGAACAAUGAACGCAACCGUGAGCCAGUGCGACAACACUCCCUAUCUCGGGCCGACGACAAACGACAAAAAGACGUAGAGACGCACAAUGGCCAGAGGGAGCGUGAGUACUACACCUUACAGAGAGACGGGGAGAGGUUCUCCUUGAAGAAAGACGGCGUCAGCUACAUGCUUCAGAAGGACGGAGAGAGGUAUCUCCUCCACAAGGAUGGAGAGAAGUACCUGUUGCGAAAAGAUGGGGAGAAAUCCUUGCUGCAGAAAGACGGAGAGGUGUGCACCAUUCACAGGGAUCUGAAGAAGUACGCUGUGCAGAAAGUAGACGAAAAGUAUACAGUGACGCCAGCAGAAGACAAAUACGCUCCAUCUAACAAUGGAGAGAAGUACCUGCUCGCGAAGGAUGGAGAAAAAUAUGCACUGCAGAAAGUAGGAGACAGGCACACACUCCAGAAAGAUGGACAGAAAUAUGUGCCUCAAAAGGCAGUGAAGAGACAGCUGUCGUUAAAGGAGACAGAGAGGUACGGCACAUUGAGGGAGACGGAGAAUAAAUAUGGUACCAUACAAGUUGUGGACAAAUUCGGCACUCUGAAGGAAGUGAAGAAAUACAGUACGCUACGAGAAGGGGAUAAAUAUGCUGUUCUAAAAGACACAGAGAAAUAUGCUACGGUCCGUGGUGGGGAUAAAUAUGGCUUCCAGGCAGACCCACGUGCAGAGAGGUCUCUGACUAAAAUCAGCAGCAUUAAGCUGCAGCCGGCUCAGGCUGCCGCCAUCGCAGCCGCAGUGUCUGCCUCUCGCCAGGGCCAGGCCAACCUCAGUGUCCAAAAGCCUGUUCAGGUCAACAGCUCGGGGUCCGUGGCAGGGGAGCAGACAGGGGACUGCGGCCUGGCAGAGGUGGACAGCAGCCUGGGUGGGGGUCAAGGAAAGUCCCCUGUUCCAGGCCAGGAGCCAGAGAGGGGCCUGUCCAGGACCAACUCCAUGCAGCAGCUGGAGCACUGGGUCCGCACACACAGAACGAGAGGACUGGACGAUGACACCAGGAGUGUUACGUCUUACCAGACCUUACCCAGGAACAUGCCCAGCCACCGCGCUCAGAUUGUGCCCCGCUACCCAGAGGGCUAUCGCACACUGCCCCGCAACAGCGUGAUGAGGCCAGACAGCAUUUGCAGUGUGGCGGGCUCCGUUUAUGAUCGGGCCCUCCGUCCCACCACCACCACCGUCACCACAGCGGAGAAGAGGAGGUCGAUGAGGGACGACACCAUGUGGCAGCUGUAUGAAUGGCAGCAGAGGCAGGCCUUCUCUCGACAGAGUCUGGCUCAGCCAACUGCUGUGGGUCAUUAUGGCACCUUGCCCAGCACAAAGACCAUGGGCAACAUCUCUGAACAUGUUGUGGCACACUCCAUCCCCACCUCACCGUCUCACGGCUCCCUGGCUCUCUACAGCACCUUCUCCCCUCCUCGCCAACAGGUCACUCACAACCCCAGCAGCUCCCACUCUGAGGUGUCCUCACCGGUCUUCAGGGGGGACGUGACGCUGGACCACCGGCACAGGACACACCUCGCCAAGUACGGUUACCCACCUGACCGGCGAUCCAUCGCAGCCGGCGUCCCUCCUCAGACCAUCACCCAGCAGUCCCUGCAAGGCAAGACAACUGAUGUUCUUUCCCAUCACCUCCAGAGGAACCUUAUUUACCUGGACAACCAGAUCAGCCCAGACGAACACAAAGAUAGCUCCUUCAUCCAGCGCACAGAGGAGGCCGACAUAGACACCAAGCUGAGCAGACUGUGUGAGCAGGACAAGGCGGUGAGGAUGCAGGAGGAGAAACUGCAGCAGCUACACAGAGAGAAGCACACUCUGGAGACAGCCCUGCUGUCUGCCAGUCAGGAGCUGAGUGAACAGAGCGGCUCGAGCGGUGCAGCCAAUCAGAGCCUGGUCCAGCAGAGAGACGUGCUGCAGAACGGCCUGCUCAGCACCUGCAGAGAGCUGGCCAGAGUCAACACUGAGUUGGAGCGCUCCUGGAGGGAGUACGACAGGUUGGGGGCAGAUGUCACUCUGGCCAAGUCCAACCUGCUGGAGCAGUUGGAGGCCCUGGGCAGCCCUCAGACAGAGCCUCCAAGCCAGCGGCACAUCCAGAUCCAGAAGGAGCUGUGGAGGAUUCAGGAUGUGAUGGAGGCUUUGGCCAAAAAUAAACCACAGCGGAGCACAGACAACACAGCUUUUCCUGAUUCCAAACCACUUUCCAGUCUCCAGAAGAAUGAGCAAGCUCCAGACUACAGGUUGUAUAAGAGCGAGCCUGAGCUGACCACAGUGAAGGAGGAAGUGGACGAGGCCACCAGUGAGGAAAAGGACAAGACAGAGACCUCUGCUGAGAGUAAAGACACUGCAGCCCUGAAAGCAGUGCCCCCCUAUCCGGUGGGCAUUGUUCCUCCCAGGACAAAAUCUCCCAUGAGCCCUCCCGAGUCCACCACCAUCGCCUCCUAUGUCACCCUGAGGAAGACCAAGAAGCCUGAAUAUAGAUCAGAGCGUCCCAGGAGUGCAGUGGAUCAGACGUGGUUUGGGGAGCGAGAGGUGGGCAGAGCCAGGAUGAGUGUGGAGGAGCAGUUGGAGAGGAUGAGGAGAAACCAGGAGGCUUCAUCACUCAGGGAGAAGAAGAGAGAAAUACCAUCCCGCUCACCGUCCUUUAGCAAAGACUGCCCUUUUGUUAUCCCUCAGAGUCGGGUCCAGGCGGAGGGGGCCUGUGCAGACCCUGUGGAGCUGGAGGCGGCUUUGCGGCAGCUGAAGGAGGCUCACAUGGAGCAGAGCAGCACGGCUGAACCUGCACCACAGAAAGUGCAGAGAGCUGAGGAGUGUGUGGAAGUGCAGCAGGAAAGGGAUGUGGCCCUGCAGAGUGUACACCAUGAGCUGUGUGAAAGCAAUAGGGUGGUGAUUCUGGACCUGGGUAUGGAGCCUCAGCAUGUGGAGAUUGUAAACCUUCAGCCUUUUGAGGAUGACGAAAGCAGAGAGCAAGAACUGACAAGCUCGCCAACGAACACUACCACCGAAAACAGCUUCCAAACUCCUGAGCCUGAGACGCCGAGCCCAGAGCCUAGGGAGGAAGAAUCGGAAAUGACAGAGCAAAUCACCAGAGAGGAGAGGCUAGAGAAUAGCUUAGAUUCUCCUAACCAGCAAACAGCAGAUGACAAGAAACACAACAACAACAACAACAACAUGUUGGCGUCGCAGACGUUUACCUUGGUGAGCAGCGACACGUGAGUGACGCCGGCAUCCACACUGGCGUCCCAUAAAGCCCAAAUGUAGCCAGCCUGCACCGAGCAUGCUCCACGGCUUCCUGCGUUUACAACAGAACUACUUUGAUACUACUGUUACAUGCCCACAAGGAGACUGAGACAGAGGAUGACAGCCCUGCUAACAGACAGAGAGAAAGGCAGAUUGACUGGAACUUAAGAUCCUGUUAGAUCUCCCUGAGCAAAGCACUAAUUCUGUGGAGUCAUAUCUGUCCCAAAAUGUUUCUGCACAAAAUUAAGAUUGUGAAAUGGUUUAGUCAUUAAAAACGUAGAUAUGU